Molecule: messenger RNA, 1455 nt
Organism: Nerophis lumbriciformis (worm pipefish)
Lineage: Eukaryota; Metazoa; Chordata; Actinopteri; Syngnathiformes; Syngnathidae
Source: RefSeq, a predicted model, not a curated record
AUGUCAGGAGCCAGCAGUGACCAGCUGCACAGAUCCACCUUAUCUGUCUAUUCUAACCUGAUGGAACAUUUCAACCCAGGCCUUCAAAAGCUUGUUGCCUUAGGGAACAGUUAUGUGAAAGCUUUCCAAGCACUAGCUGUUUGUAGUGAAGCUUACUUCAGUGCUGUCGCCAAGAUGGGCGACCAGGCUAUUCACACGCUAUCUUCUCGCUCUCUUGGGGAUGUCCUGAUCCAGAUAUCUGAGACACAACGUAGACUCACUGCUGAAAUGGAAGGAGUGUUCCGAUGGUUCCAGGUUGAGGUGUUGCAAGCCAUGGAGAAGAACGUCAAGUUGGAUGAGGAGUACAUCGACGGUAGCCGGCGAGUGUACGAAAUGGAGGUGAGGAACCAGGCAGAAGCUUUGGAAAAGCAGCUAAGACGGGGAGCCUUCAGAGAUUCUCUGGAGAGUAGCGACUACAUGCAGUACUUGAAACAAAGCCAGCAGGAGAUCCUAAAGGAAGAGGAGAGACGAUAUCGUUUCCUGGCGGAGAAACACUGCGGUCUGACCCAGUCGCUUCUCUUCCUGGUUAACAAGACGGGCAUGUCUCUCCAGCAAAAGGCAGAGGGAUGGAAGGAGAAAGUCAAUGAGACCAGAAGUUCUGGAUCUCGAACUCCCACGAAUUUAGACCAAGAAGCACAGCUGCGAGGCUCCGUCAGCUCCCUACUGCAGACGGUAGCCAGAGACGAUGACAUGUCGUGGGCCAGACGGGAGCAACAGGCGCUGGGCAAGGUGCCCUCGCGAGCCCCAUCACCUCUGCCCAGCCGCUCUCGCUCCAGCUCGGUGGGAGAAUCGCUUGGUCUGAGCGGAGGCCGUCCCAUGAAGGCCUUGGUUUCUCAUCCUACUUCCUCCAACCCGAAGCUGCUGCCAUUUAACAGGGGGGAGACGGUCAUCGUGUUGGUGCAGGAACCACGAAACGGCUGGUUGUACGGUCGCACCGACAGUGGGUUAAGGCAGGGCUGGUUCCCCGCUGCUUAUGUGGGCCCAACUGAAGACUUUGACAGUGGCGAUUCUGUCCGAAGUAGCAGUAUGAACAACCUGCUAGACCCUGGCGGGACUCAAAACGACCAAUCGGAGAGCAGGAACUACGGCGACGUCCCUCCACCGGCCACGCCUAACCGCAGAGCGUCUGUAGACUUCCGGCCCAGCUCUCCGCUCCCUGAGAAGAAGGCGGAACUCCUUCAGACAAAGACCCUACCUGAGGUACCGCCUCCUCCUCCGCCACCUCCUCCUAAAAGCCUGAAUCUCCAACGCGGCUCAGUGGAUAUGCGACCAGUUUCACCCGUUCCUGACACGCAGACUUUAUCACCCAACGGGCCACCAGAGAACCGCCUUUUUCCAAGAGGCACAAACCCAUUCGCCACCGUGAAGCUCCGCCCCACCAAGACAGAUGACAGAUCCGCCCCGCGCAUUCUAUGA